This is a messenger RNA of Cladophialophora psammophila CBS 110553, 924 nucleotides long. RefSeq lists its product as uncharacterized. The transcript has 3 exons. The record is from RefSeq and is a predicted model, not a curated record. Bases 1 to 924 code for a protein of 307 amino acids. Lineage: Eukaryota; Fungi; Ascomycota; Eurotiomycetes; Chaetothyriales; Herpotrichiellaceae. Gene Ontology annotation, biological process: protein ubiquitination; modification-dependent protein catabolic process. Gene Ontology annotation, cellular component: cytoplasm; nucleus. Gene Ontology annotation, molecular function: ubiquitin protein ligase binding; protein tag activity.
AUGACUUAUCCUAAGAUUCGUGAUAAGCAUGAUGCAGCCAAUUCCAGUCAUGAGCCUCUUGUCACGGAGCCGGAUUCUGAGCCGACUCCGGCAGAGACUGCCACCUUUGAGGAAAUCAAAGAAGCAGGCCUGCCGCCUCCACUUCUUCCUUGGGCAAAUAUUUAUGAAGAGGAAGAUAUCGAGCUAUACCAUUCUAUCCAAGUCGCGCAAACUCUGUUGAUCGAUGAAUACGAGGCAGGCUUAAAAUGUCGAUCGAAACCUGGCCUGCCCUUGACGAGUGAAGUGCAGUCUACUAAACCUGACGCCUCCACAUCGGGCAUGCAGAUCUUCGUGAGAGGGCUCGGCGGCAAAAUCUUGACGCUUUUGGUCGAUCCCUUGGACCGGGUUGACACAGUCAAGAAAAAACUCAACGGGGUGGGCAUUGCUCAGCAUUGCCUCGGCUUAACUUUUGCUGACUAUAAUAUUCAGAAACACAGCACAAUUCACUGGAUCUUGAGGGAGGGGGGCAGGCCUUUAUUUUCCUCUCGCGAGUAUGUCGAGAGCUCGGGUAUGCUGAUUGGAGACAGCAUGACCAUUUUCGUGAAUUACUAUCGUACUGGGAAGAUCUUGACAUUGAAAGUCAAAAAUAAUGACACGGUCAGGCAAAUCAAGCAGCAGAUCCAUGAUCAGGAAUCUGUAACUGUGGCUCAACAGCAUCUAGCAUUUGCAGGGGCGCUCUUAGAAGACGACGUGAAGAUCUAUGAAUACGGUAUACGGGAAGGAAUAACCGUUUUCAUGCUAUUGAGGUUAAGCAAGAAUUAUUUCACCUGGACUUGCCGUGCCCCAAUUGUACGCAUGGUCGGUGUCAGCAUUGCGAGACUGCACGUGCGAGACCUCGGGAAAGGCCAGCAUCAAGAAGAAGUUGAGUCUACAUAUAAGGUCUAA